CUCUGCAGGCUCUCUCUUCGUCUUCUUGCUCGCUUCCCUCUCUGCAGAGGAGAGCAGAGGGCACGGAGCUCAGACGCGUCGCAUGCGGACAGGCAAGGCAACGCAAGAGACCGGAUACCAUUCCCCCCCGGCCACGGCCAUUCCAUUCUUGGCAACCCCUACCACCACUCCCUCCCACCGAGAGAGCCCGGCAGGGCAAGCAACCGGCCACCCCUCGCCGCCCUCACCCGCCGGCGUGCGCGCGGGGGAGAAGUACUAAACUAACCGUGCGCGGGCGCGGGCGCGCCCCCAUGGCCGUGCCACCGUGCCCCGCGCCCCACGCAACGUGCCCCGCACGCCGCCCGCCGCCUGCUCUAAUGCCCGCCCCCCGCGCUGCCACCACGCCUUCCUCCUCCCCCUCCCCCGCUGCUCGCCAAGCUCCUCGCCGCGCCGCUGGGAGACAGCGGUGGUGAUGGCGCCGCGGUGGAAGUCCGGCGACGGGCGCCGCCGGCUGCUCCUGCUCCUCUGCUGCUGCCUCCUCGCCUUCCCCUGCCACGCUCAAGUCACCAACGUCUCCCACCGCUCCGACCAAGCCAUCCACUCGUUCGUGGGCACGUACGGGAUCAACUACGGGCGCAUCGCCGACAACCUGCCGCCGCCGGAGGACGUGGUGCGGCUGCUGAAGCUUGCCCGGAUCCGGAACGUGAAGAUCUACGACGCCGACCACAAGGUGCUGGACGCGUUCCGGGGCAGCGGGCUCAACCUGGUGGUGGCCAUCCCCAACGAGUUCCUCAAGGACAUGGCGGCCAACCCGAGCAAGGCCAUGGACUGGCUGAACGAGAAUGUGCAGCCCUACUACCCGUCCACGCGCAUCGUCGGCAUCACCGUCGGCAACGAGGUGCUGGGCGGUGGCGACACGGGGCUCGCCGAGGCGCUCGUCGGCGCCGUCGUCAACGUGCACGACGCGCUCCGGAUGCUCCGGCUCGACCGCAAGAUCGAGCUCUCGACGCCGCACUCGGAGGCCGUCUUCGCCAACUCGUACCCGCCGUCCGCCUGCGUCUUCCGCGACGACCUCAUGGUGUACCUCCGCCCGCUGCUCGACUUCUUCUCCAAGACCGGCGCGCCCUUCUACGUCAACGCCUACCCGUUCCUCGCCUACAUGAGCGACCCGUCGCACAUCGACAUCAACUACGCGCUCUUCAAGCCCAACUCCGGCAUCGUCGACCCCAAGACCAACCUGCACUACGACAACAUGUUCGAGGCGCAGCUCGACGCCGCCUACUUCGCGCUCGAGGCCGCCGGCUACCCGGGCAUGGAGGUGCGCGUGGCGGAGACCGGCUGGGCGUCCGCCGGCGACGCCACCGAGGCCGGCGCCGGCAUGGCGGACGCCAUCACCUACAACCGCAACCUCCGGAAGCGCCUCUUCCUGCGCAAGGGGACGCCCUACCGGCCCGAACGGGUGGCCAAGGCCUACAUCUUCGCGCUCUUCAACGAGAACCUCAAGCCCGGGCCCACCACCGAGCGCCACUUCGGCCUCUUCAAGCCCGACGGCAGCGUCUCCAUCAACAUCGGCCUCAAGGGGCUCGUGCCAUCCUCCGCGCCGCCGCCGCCAUCGUCUCUCAUGGCCUUGUUCCAGGCACGGGGGUGGAUUGUACGGUACUCGGCUGCGCUUCUUCCAUGUACAUUGAUUUUUCUAGCAUUAGCAACAUGACCACAGAUUAGCACGCAUGGCUGCAAACUGUAUAGUGUGUUAGGACCAUGCUUCUUGAACUGGAUGCUCAUGGCGCUCAUCAAGAGCUAGCUGCUGCUCCAGGCUUGAGGCUGGGGACAAGUGCAUGCAGUUUAUUAACACUGAUUCUUUCGAUGGAGCUUCAUAGAAAAAUCGCGGUGUCGAAUUUCAACGGUUGAUUCGGAUCACAGUUACGUUCAGAAUUUUAGUUUUACUUGCAUGACCACCAGAUGCAGUUCUCAUUUCUGUACAAAGUAAUCAAGCCUCAUGGUUCAUAGUUCA
Panicum virgatum (switchgrass) is the source of this 1990-nucleotide messenger RNA. Its product is annotated as glucan endo-1,3-beta-glucosidase 14-like. Gene Ontology annotation, cellular component: plasma membrane. Bases 452 to 1690 code for a protein of 412 amino acids. Gene Ontology annotation, molecular function: hydrolase activity, hydrolyzing O-glycosyl compounds. NCBI's taxonomy places the organism in Eukaryota, Viridiplantae, Streptophyta, Magnoliopsida, Poales, Poaceae. The transcript has 3 exons. The record is from RefSeq and is a predicted model, not a curated record. Gene Ontology annotation, biological process: carbohydrate metabolic process.